CGUCGUCGACCAGUACGCCCACAGCCCUCACACCCAACCCCAUGAAGCCAUACGUGCCCACGCCUAUGAUGAUGAGCGACACCACUGACGGAACGGCACUACAACUGUCUUUCAUGGCGUCGCACAACGGCUUUGUGGCCAUGAAGUCGACUACUUUACCACAACUGCCAUUACCCCCAUCGUUACUUCCAGCGUCGGCUACGAGCGCCCAAUUAAUGAACAAAAACCUACAGCGCCUACCUAUGCCUCCCCAGUGCGGUACAAACAUAUCGGCGCUGCCGUUGCCGUCGACAUCACCCGUCGUAGACAUGGAAGAGGAUGACAUGCUUCGGGAGAGUCCACACCAGGCGUGCAAACGGCCCAAGAUUUUGGGCAAAAAAUCGUUACCUCAACGACAGCCACAACUUAACCCUCGAUGUGUCGAUGUUUUCAAUAUAAUCAGUCAAAUAGGAGAGGGAACGUACGGUCAGGUCUAUAAAGCCAAGGAUACCGAUGAUACAAUCGUUGCUCUAAAGAAAGUGCGAUUAGAGAAUGAAAAGGAAGGCUUUCCUAUUACUGCUGUGAGAGAAAUAAAGAUUUUGCGUCAACUGAAUCACCCGAAUAUCGUUAAUCUCAAAGAGAUAGUGACCGACAAAGAAGACGCGCUAGACUUCAGACGCGACAAAGGUGCCUUUUAUUUAGUGUUUGAAUACAUGGAUCACGACUUAAUGGGACUCUUAGAGAGUGGUUUGGUUGAGUUCAAUGAGUCCAACAUCGGACACACUAUGCGUCAGCUGUUGGAUGGACUCAAUUAUUGCCAUAAAAACAAUUUCCUUCACCGAGACAUCAAGUGUUCCAACAUUUUAAUGAACAAUAAGGGUCAAAUAAAACUGGCGGACUUUGGUUUGGCGCGACUGUUCAGCGCCGAGGAUAAGAUGAGGCCAUACACUAACAAAGUGAUCACUCUUUGGUACAGACCUCCGGAGCUGCUCUUAGGCGAAGAACGCUACGGACCGGCCAUUGAUGUGUGGAGUUGUGGUUGUAUUUUAGGCGAACUGUUCAAAGGGAAGCCUAUAUUUCAGGCCAACUCUGAACCCAUGCAAUUGGAGGCAAUCGCCAAAUACUGUGGGGCGCCCUCACCGGCCAACUGGCCUCUACCAUACGUGCCCACGCCUAUGAUGAUGAGCGACACCACUGACGGAACGGCACUACAACUGUCUUUCAUGGCGUCGCACAAUGGCUUUGUGGCCAUGAAGUCGACUACUUUACCACAACUGCCAUUACCCCCAUCGUUACUUCCAGCGUCGGCUACGAGCGCCCAAUUAAUGAACAAAAACCUACAGCGCCUACCUAUGCCUCCGCAGUGCGGUACUAACAUAUCGGCGCUGCCGUUGCCGUCGACAUCACCCGUCGUAGACAUGGAAGAGGAUGACAUGCAUCGGGAGAGUCCACUCCAGGCGUGCAAACGGCCCAAGAUUUUGGGCAAAAAAUCGUUACCUCAACGACAGCCACAACUUAACCCUCGAUGUGUCGAUGUAUUGAAUAUAAUCAGUCAAAUAGGAGAGGGAACGUACGGUCAGGUCUAUAAAGCCAGGGAUACCGAUGAUACAAUCGUUGCCCUAAAGAAAGUGCGAUUAGAGAAUGAAAAGGAAGGCUUUCCUAUUACUGCUGUGAGAGAAAUAAAGAUUUUGCGUCAACUGAAUCACCCGAAUAUCGUUAAUCUCAAAGAGAUAGUGACCGACAAAGAAGACGCGCUAGACUUCAGACGCGACAAAGGUGCCUUUUAUUUAGUGUUUGAAUACUUGGAUCACGACUUAAUGGGACUCUUAGAGAGUGGUUUGGUUGAGUUCAAUGAGUCCAACAUCGGACACAUUAUGCGUCAGCUGUUGGAUGGACUCAAUUAUUGCCAUAAAAACAAUUUCCUUCACCGAGACAUCAAGUGUUCCAACAUUUUAAUGAACAAUAAGGGUCAAAUAAAACUGGCCGACUUUGGUUUGGCGCGACUGUUCAGCGCCGAGGAUAAGAUGAGGCCAUACACCAACAAAGUGAUCACUCUUUGGUACAGACCUCCGGAGCUGCUCUUAGGCGAAGAGCGCUACGGACCGGCCAUUGAUGUGUGGAGUUGU
Molecule: messenger RNA, 2105 nt
Organism: Oppiella nova
Lineage: Eukaryota; Metazoa; Arthropoda; Arachnida; Sarcoptiformes; Oppiidae
Source: the annotation of a GenBank genome assembly